This is a messenger RNA of Dermacentor albipictus, 2995 nucleotides long. NCBI's taxonomy places the organism in Eukaryota, Metazoa, Arthropoda, Arachnida, Ixodida, Ixodidae. The record is from RefSeq and is a predicted model, not a curated record.
AUAUUUUUUUAUAGAAAAUCAAGCUUACCCAGUGUGUGAAGAAAUAUGAAUGUUUCUCCCGUCCUAGGCUAAGUUACACAGGUAUCUUGCAGCGGAGUGGAAGGCAUGAGGCGUUUUGAGGCGUUCGUUACUGUGGGAGACGGAGCAGAGAACACUCGUGAUUGGCUGACGCCAGCGGCAGCUUCCAUCGCAAUGACUCAUUACCGUUGAACAUGAUGUUGAAGCAAACAAUCAGCACAUUGUGCCGUCACAAAGGUCUGCGAGAUUGAACCGUGGAGUGGCCACCUGCGCGAGUACUCCGCGUUCCUGGUCAGCAGCUAUCCCAGCCCGUGCAUGACGGUCAACCAGUUGUUUUCCAACCUUCGCCACCUGGUGAACAUCUUCAGCCAUUGUCGGGUGGAUCACGACAAGUCAUGCGCGGCAAGCGAGAUCGACGGCUGCUUCCUCCUUGCUCAGCUGUCCGUCCGGAAAGGAUCCCGUUCCAUCGUUAACAUCGAGCUACGCGAACUGAGACCAAUUCGGCUAGCCCUGGAUUCCCUGUGUGGACGCCUGGUUCGUGUCACGUGCAAAAUACAAAGCAGGCACUCGUUGGCGCUGGUCUACUUCCUGCUCCUGGAACACCUCUCCAUUGACUUCGCGGAGCUCUGCACUUCGAGCAUAUCGCAAAACCAGCUUUUCAUGCAGGACGGCAUUCAGCUGAGCGGUAACCUAAGGCACGGCCAAAUCAGCUACUCCCAGCUGAUUGACCACCCAUCGAAGAUACUCAUAGGCACACUGCGCUGCCCGGUGACCACGAUCUACAUGCUCGAGAUCAUGAGCGUGUACUUCUCGAGCGUUGGCGUGUACAUGCUGUGCGAGCUGUUCGUCAGGUGUGAGGCCCUCUCCAUGUUCGUCUUCCUCGAGAACGGGAUCGACAUGCCCGAGGCUGAGGCAGUCAUACGCUGCUGCGCCGCGCACCAUAGCAUGACAGAGGUUUACAUCGACGAGCUGUUCGCGACAGUCGACUCCUGCUACGGGCUGAAGGACCUGAUGAGACGGAACGCAGCCAUCGAUGAGCUCGUGCUAAGCCACCGUUCACGUUGCACGUGCCGGAAACCGCACGGGUUCGCAGCGUUCUUCGCCGCCGUCGCCGAUCCGUGCGCGCCGAUCAAGACGUUCGACAUGCGCGAAUUCGAAUCGAACAACUCGGACCUCCGGCACUUCCCCUGCGCGCUGAACGGCAUCAUCAAAAUGGAGAAGCCUAAUGUCACGUGCACUGCCGCCGCAGUGGGUCUCCAGUUUUCAUUCGACCUUUUUAUUUUGCACAAACCAAUACUCGCCGAUGUUCACGUCAGCAGCUGUCUGGCUCCCGUUGACAACGUGGGUGAAAUCACGAAAGAGAUCGGGGGUCAGGAGACGCUGAAGAAGCUGUCACUCAGCCAGGUAUAUCUUAGCGGCGACACCACCUUGUGGCCAGUAGACACCCUGAAGGUCAACUUGACGGAGGGUUUCCUGAGGCUGGGCACGGAAAAACAGCCGGGUCUGGCGAAUUUCUCGAAGCAAAUCGGCGUCAGAGGCCGCGGAAGCGGGGCCGAGUUCGAAGGAUUCUACGCUGUGAUUGACAGUCUCAGUGCCUAUCUCCGAAAGGGUCGCAAGACCUGGCAAGCGACAUUCGAAGCGCCCGUUCCACUUUCCUGGCCUCAGUUCAAUAAACCCACCAGCCGACCAUGUGGCAACGCCUACCUCACGCGUCUUGCGGUCCGGAUGGCCACAGUCAUCGACUGCAACCUGGCCGUUCGGCUGUCCGUGUUCGCCGGCUGUGGCUACCAGCGGGAAGCACCGCUGGCCCUCGCCGCGGAGACGUCGCCGUCUAGGACGCUGCUCAGAGACAUCGGCAAGAGCCGCAGCCUCUGCUCCCUCAUCUCCAGUGGCUGGACAUUCGAUUACCACGCGGCGACCACCUUAAGUGGCGUGCUAUGCACUACGAGCACACCUAACCAUCUCAUGUCCACCGCGGUUUUGCCGCAAUCUGGCGUCUUCCCUUUGAUAAAGCUGUCGGGCUUCCUGGAAACCCACUGCACUGUCUUCAGCUGGAUUGUCUACAAGCAGCAGGACUGUGAACAGAAUGUAUUCGACGUACGCGACGCGUCGCCAGCUAACCUGCCCCUGCUCCAGGACGCGUGGUGGUUCGUGGUGCCGCCCUGCUGCAAUUCGAAGAGGGCUGCCCUGGGUUGCUAGGAGGUGCGCGACAGCCGGACGCUGCUCGUUCACGUGUCGGCACUGGCGAAUCUGACCAAAACCGAAGCGGAUCAGAUGAUCACUCGCCACUGACAAUAUGUGGACGCGAACUUCCUGGCUCUUGCUGGUGUCGUCAGGGCGAGUGGAGUGCUGUCGCGACGCACCUGGAAGCGUCCACCCUGUUAAGCUGCACAAUACUUUCUUAGACUACUGCAUGAGGACACGGUCGUACCUGAGCCUCGAAUAUAUAUUGUAGAGGACCAUAGUACAAUGUGUUGACUUUUGAGUAGCCUAUAUCAUGUGGCAAUGUGCGCCUGUCCCGACUUCCCGUUGUCGCGAACCGGACUGCAGUUGUUCAGGAGAUAGGCAUACGCAGGUUCACCUGUGCAAUGAAGAGAACGUGGAUUUCAAGCCCGAUUGUUUCAUCAUAAUCUGUGAAAACAUUUCUCCUGCACUGAACGCUAAUGAGGUUUCGUAUGGUGCAACGUCUGUGGCAGCACGUCACCUGUUAAGCGUGAGGACGCCUGGCUCGGCGCAAAGGGCGUUACCAAAGGGAUGGAUGCAUGUCUGCUAUACUGUAUUCUUUGUUUUUAACUUCCAUGUACAUGUUUUGGGCACGUUCAGUUAGGAUCAACUUAGAAACAGCUUCACGUUGUCGAGAUCAUGUCAUAUUUUAUUAGACGUGUCAUUGCUAAGCUUCUCUACGUAUUUCUGCUCAUGUUGUAUUUUGAGGCCUACAUUCGUACAAUAUUUGCACAUAAAGAAUUAUCGGUGAGUU